Sinocyclocheilus anshuiensis is the source of this 1833-nucleotide messenger RNA. Its product is annotated as PCNA-interacting partner-like. Lineage: Eukaryota; Metazoa; Chordata; Actinopteri; Cypriniformes; Cyprinidae. The transcript has 9 exons. The coding region runs from base 148 to 1527 and encodes 459 amino acids. Gene Ontology annotation, biological process: negative regulation of double-strand break repair via homologous recombination. The record is from RefSeq and is a predicted model, not a curated record. Gene Ontology annotation, cellular component: chromatin.
CUUCCUGGCAUGUGGAUUUAAAUUUACAGGCAGCGGACCAGUUUAUAAUAACUUGCAUCUACUGGCGUCUGUUUUCCCAUGUGUUUCACAGUAGAGACAUAAGACGCGUCUAAAUAUCAGUGUUGUUCAUUUUGUAAGGGUUGAAUAAUGGUGGUUAUGGAGGAAAGCCUGAGAACAAUGACCAGGGUCUUCAGGAGAGAAUGUCACAGGGUGUUAGACUCUGAGAGGACCACCAUCCAAGGGGCUGAUGGGAUGCUGAUGGUCCUACAACUUACUAUGGCUGGGGUCAACAAGCAGGAACAUGGGGACUUUGGUGUUGCUUUGAGUGAAGUCUUGGCUGCCUGGAAAUACUUCCUUCUGGACAAGCUCCAGCUAUCCCACAACGAUAUCCCUCUUCCACAGAACUAUGACCUCAUCCGAAAAGAGUAUGACUGCUUUUUGAAACGCACCAAUACUGUGGAUUUGAUUGACGUCUUCAUUAUGUUCAAGGAGCUUCGGAUAAACGGGGACCCCGAGGAGCCCCUAACCGCAAUGCAACUGUUUCAGUUUCUCAUUGGUGAAAAGGAGAGUUUGGAGAAAAUGGAUCCACUUCCUGUGUGUCCCGCAACUCCAUCUAACAAGGCUGGAAUCAGCAGUCCACAGAUACAGAGAGUUGUCAGGAGAGUUUUCUGUUCUUAUUUGGGCCUUCUGGUGAACUCUAAGUAUGACAUGGCUCUCGCAUACACCCUGGACAACCCAAAUCGCUCUCUGGGUCACAUCGCCUUUACCGACCUUAGACAUGCUGCCUGUGACAGCACCUCGUCUCUCUUCCUGACAGUAACAUCAUUUGUCAGGGCCAUACAGCUUGGAGGAAAGGGGUACGCCCCACCUGAGUCUCACCCCUUAAGGAAGCACGUAAAGGGCUUAUCAGAGUUUCUCAAUUUUAUCGACCAGUGUCAAGAAGUUUUGGGAGAAACCUCUAAUCCCAGUGCCUUGAACCUGCUGCAUGUGGUCCUGUUCACCACCACGUCUCUUUUCUCUGAUGAGAGAGUUGUGCGGCCAACUGUCCGCUCUCAGUUUGCAUGUACAUACAAGGAUGAGAUGCCCCUCAACCGGGUGUUGGCGUUUCCCAGCACCAGCCAACUUCCCACCUGUGUGCACCCUGCACCCAAAAAAACCAUCUUUUUACAUGUGACUGUGGAGCAAGAGCCUGACCCCACUGGGAUGGACAUCAGUCUCAAAGAGGCCACUAACUUAAGGCAUGAAGGUCCUGGCCAAUCCGCUCUGGGGGAACAUAGUGGAAAUGCUUGGAACCGAGCAGGUGGGAAGGGGACCCAGCCAGAACCGCUCAGAAGAGCAACCGGGACCUCAAAGAGAAAGCUCGCCAAUAGAGAGUGCACUGAGCAAGGAAGAGAAGAGAACCAGCCCCCUCAGAAAAGACCCCCUACCAAGACUCCCGCUGGAGGCCCGGGGAAGAGGAACGUUAAAGCUGCAGGCAAGAAGCUUAUCGCUGGUCAGGGCAAACUCACCGGCUUUUUCAGACUGUAAUUUAGUGACCAAUCUCUUGUUAAUUAUGAUGUUCUGUUUUGGCAAUAAAGUCCGGUUUUAUUUAUUAGUAGUCUAAAUGCAUUUAAAGUGAUAACUCACCUGAAAUUGGUUAUUUAUUCGCCCUCAUGUUGUUCUAAACCUUUUAUUUUUAGGCGAAAUAGUCCUUUAAAUGCUUUUACUGUUCCUUUUAAUACAAGUCAUGUCGCUCUACUCCAGACAGCAUGUGUGUGAAUGUAUUUGUGUGUGUGCAUGUUUGAGAUGCAAGGGAAUAGAUUAUGAGUUGGCAGAGAAAGAACUUUUAUCAUU